AGCAUUCGGCGGGCUCCUUCCCGGAAGCGGAAGCUCGGGGGGCGGGCCGAGGGCGGCCGGGAGUCGGCGGCGGUUAAUUCCUUUUACCUUGCGGCUUUGCUUCACUCCGUCUGGACUUUUCUGAAGCUGCGAGAGAUGGUCAGGUCUGGAUCUCGACCGGGCCAGGUAAUACCUUCAGGAAAGCACACCGGACCUGCUAAAUUAACAAAUGGAAAGAAAGGGACCAAUUUGAGAAAGAUACCCCGUUUUAAUGCAGAUUCUGGCUAUCCCACUCACUCUGAUUCAGAAAGUCAGACUGAAACUGUACAGGGGCUUGAUGGCUGUGCGUCUUUGCUGCGGGACAUUUUGAGAAAUGAAGAUUCAGGUUCAGAAAUAACAUAUUCAGAAAAUAGAUGUAACCCCAGACCUGUACAAAGCAAAAGAUACAGAUCCAAAAAGAAAGGACAUGAAAAACAUACUGUGCCUUCUGUAGUCCGGAAGGAAAUGUUAUCUUCAGAUAAUAAGAAACAGAUACCUAAUGAUGCUUCUGUUGGAAGUGAAAGAGACUCAUCAGAUAUACUGCAAAAUUGGUCACUACAAGACCAUUGUGGAAUGUAUUCACCCUUAAUAUACCAAGCUCUUUGUGAACAUGUGCAGACUCAAAUGUCACUGAUGAAUAACUUAGCUUCAAAGAACAACCCUAAUGGAAUUCCUUCUGCACCUUGCCACACUGUGUCUUGUUCUGAAUCUCAGAUGUCUUCACCUUCUAGUUAUGGUUUACCCACCUCUAUCCCAGUCCAGUUACCUCGGCAGCCACCCUGCCCUCCAGUGGUUCAUUCUGAAGUUCAGACUGAUGGUGACAGUCAGUUUGCAUCACAAGGAAGAACAAUUUCUGUGAACUGUACUGAUGAUGUUGUGAGGAAUUCCUUUAAUACCUGUCUUGGAGUUUCAUGUAACCUGUCCCAAACUGGCAAACCAGCUACUCCAACAUUUCAGCAACUGGGUCUUGCUAAUGGGGUUCCGCCGAAAAGACUUUCUGAGGAGCCAGACUUACUGAAGUGUUUCCAAACAUACAUGAAACUGUUGAGUUCUCAUCCUGACAGUCCCACUCGCUGCAGCCCCACUCGAUUACAGUCAGCUUUCUUGGCUACUAAUGAAGAAAAAUGUACUAACGAACACAUUGGUGAGGUCAGAAGUGAAGGAAAGGAUUUAAACAUACCUCUGCGAGAUUCAAGAAUAAAGGAUGUGCAGAAGGCAAAAAACGUGAACCAGAGUGCUGAAAAAUUUAGAACUAUCAAGUAUUUGUUGGGAGAGCUCAAGGCCCUGGUAGCAGAACAAGAAGAUUCAGAAAUUCAGAGGUUGAUUACAGAACUGGAGAUGUGUAUAUCUCUGCUUCCAGCCGUAAGUGCAAACACAAAUACUCAGAUUGAAAUAGCACUGGCCAUGCAGCCACUAAGAAGUGAAAAUGCUCAUUUACGCAGGCAAUUGAGAAUUUUGAACCAGCAACUUAGAGAACGAGAAAAAACUCAAAAGGAAUCUGGUUCUCUGGAAUGCAACCUUGAAUUGUUUUCUCUUCAAUCAUUGAACAAGUCACUGCAAAAUCAAUUACAGGAGUCACUAAAGAGCCAGGAAUUACUGCAGAGUAAAAAUGAAGAGCUCUUAAAAGUGAUAGAAAAUCAGAAAGAUGAAAACAAAAAAUUUGCUGGUAUAUUUAAAGAGAAAGAUCAAACUUUACUUGAAAAUAAACAGCAGUUUGACAUUGAGACAACAAGAAUGAAAAUUGAAUUGGAGGAAGCCUUAGUCAAUGUGAAAAGCUCCCGGUUUAAGUUAGAAGCUGCUGAAAAGGAAAAUCAGAUAUUGGGAAUAACAUUACGCCAGCGUGAUGCCGAGGUGACUCGACUGAGAGAAUUAACCAGGCAAAGGACUCUGAUGAGGAGCUGAAGACUUGUUUAGCAAAUGGUUAAGAACUCUGUGAAGCCAGAGACACUUGAGUGGAAUGCCAGCUCUAUCAUUUAUUAGCUGUAUGACUUUGAGCAAGAUAGUUAACCUUUCUAAACCUUAGUUGUAAAGUGGGGGCAUGAUUAGGGCUGAUAAGAGGGCUAAGAAGUCAUUCAUGAAAAGCACUUAGCACAGUAAGCCCUCCUUCAUAGGAUCUUGGGUAAGUUAUUUAGCCUCUUUGAGCAUUAUUCAUUGCAUUAGUAAAAUGAGGGAUUUGACAAUAAUUUCUAAGAUUCCUUUGUUCCUUAACAUGUCUUAAAUAAAUAAAACCACCUCACUCAAUUUUUAUAUGAUAUUCUUUUAUAAAGUUCAGUUUUCUCUUGAGGUGGUUGACAAAAAUUGGAUUUUCAACUGAUUUUUUAAAUCCUAGAGAAGUCAGUUAUUUUAGGCCUGAAUUGUAUAUCAUCAGAUCUGACCAUGCUUUUGAAUGAUCCUGGAAAGUCAUAGUUCUAAAUAUAAAGCAAUCCUGAAUAUAAAACACUUUUCUUUGUAUUUCAAAUGAAAAGACCCAUUUUGAAUUAUACCCUUUUCCCCCCACUUUGAGUUAUGAACUUUUAGGGAAUAAAUGAUAUAUAGAUACAUGGUGGUGGUUUAGUCACUAAGUUCUAUCUGACUCUUGCAGUCUUAGCAGGACUCUAGCCUGCCAGGCUCCUCUAUCCUUGGGAUUUCCCAGGCAAGAAUACUGGGAUGGGUGGCCAUUUCCUUCUCCAGGGGAUCUUCCUGACCCAGAGACCAAACCCACAUCUCCUGCAUUACAGAUGGAUUCAUUAACUCCUGAGCUACCAGGGAAGCCUAUAUAUAUAUAUACAUAUACAGGAAGCCUGUAUAUAUAAUACAUACAUGCAUAUAUAUAUAUAUAAAGAGUACUUAGUAGUUUUGUAAACACAUUUGAAAUGACUUUAUAUAAGCUAUGUUAGUAUAGAAAUAUUGCUUCCCCCCCCACAUUCAUCUUUCACAGAAUAAUUUCACUCAAACUUUUAUUGAACAGUGAGAAAAGCAAAAUGUACUUCUUGUAUCCAUGUAGUGUUAAGACUUCCCUGGUGGCUCAGAUGGUAAAGCAUCUGUCUACAAUGCAGGAGACCCAGGUUUGAUCCCUGGGUUGGAAAGAUCUCCUGGAGAAGGAAAUGGCAACCCACUCCAGUAUUCUUGCCUGGAAAAUCCCAUGGAUGGAGGAGCCUGAUAGGCUACAGUCCAUGGGGUCACAAAGAGUCGGACAUGACUGAGCGACUUGACUUAGUCAGAGUUUCUGGAAUAUUGGGUUAUACCACUCUUCUUCCAAGUUAAUUAUGAGGAUGCCCGUUCUUAUGAAAGUCUUUAUAAGAUCUCUAAAGAAAAGCAUCUUCUCUUUUCUGAGGAGUAAUUUAGGUUAAAAACUUUGUUAUUUUUAAGUAUUUAUGGUAAAAGAAGUUAAUCACAAAAAAAACCACAUAUUUUAUUAUUUUAUUUCUAAGAAAUGUCCCAAAAAAUGCUUGGAUUUACUUAGACCAGAUUGCCUUUUAAUUUAAGAGCAAAACAGACAAAAACUACUCUUUGAGCUUGGUUGUCAAAAUUCACCCACAUUGGUGACUUGUAAUGUGUUUGGUGUUACUCUAGGCAAUUCAAUUAAUUAGGAAUAUCCCCAGUACUGUAGCUGGGCUACUGUGACAAUUUACAUUUUAUUUCUGACAUUAGAACGUAAGUCAGCAACACUUGACAUUCAGAUAAGUCUUCAUGUUCGCCUACCCCAUCUCUUUUUCCUAUAGCCAUAUACCUCAGUCAGAUAUGUGUGUGCGUGUGUGCGUGUGUGUGUGUGUCUGUGUGUGUCUGUGUGUGUUUUGCAUGUGUUAAAUAGUCUUAGAGAUUUGACAAAAAUUUUAAAUACCUUUCUCAGACUACUGGGGAGGGAUAAUGGAGCUAGAAGUUUCACAUGCAAGUGCUAAACAAAUUUCCUAAACCAUUUCUUUCUUCUCCAACUUUCAAUAGUUUUGAAAUACAUCUUUAUUACUUUUUUUAGGUUUUACUAGAAUGCAUGUUAUAGUACCAUUAAAAUGUGAGGAAAAUUAAUGUAUUUUUCAGUAAAUAAGUAGUAAAUAUUCUUCUGAUAGUUUCUAAGAGCACUCAUACAAGUGCUGAUAUUUACUUAAAUUAGUAUAGUUUUAUAAAUAGAGAAGAAAGAACUUUACAUUUUUAUUAUGAAAAUGCACCAGUUUUCCAAGCAUUAAAAAUCAUUGUGUUUAGCUGAGUCUCAUGUGAUAGAAACACAGAUAUAUCUACUUUGUAGCUAUUUAGGUGCUUGUAUUGCUUCCUUUAAAAUUUUGGCAUAGUUUUAUCUCUUUAUUUACAGAGAUUUUUCUUUUAAUUUCAAAGACAGUGGUAAGUCACAUUUGUUUACACAUGAGAAACUUAAUGAUUGCAUUUAAUUUCCAGAGAUUAAACUUUUAUUAUAUGUCCCUUUCUGUAUUGUGAAUUUUUUACAGAGCAAAGAUAAUGUUUUUAUUUAAGUCUGAAAAGGAACUUCAACAUAAGGAUUUCUUUUCUAAAAAUAAAUGAAAAUAAAAAUGUCAGUAAGCUGUCUGGUUGAAUUAACUAGUGGACAUUACUCAUUACAGCACUUCUUUAAAUAUGGUUUCUAUAGCAUACUUUUUAUCUUUUAAUA
Molecule: messenger RNA, 4612 nt
Organism: Dama dama (fallow deer)
Lineage: Eukaryota; Metazoa; Chordata; Mammalia; Artiodactyla; Cervidae
Gene: CCDC14
Product: coiled-coil domain containing 14
Exons: 13
Coding region: 136-1920 (594 amino acids)
Biological process (GO): protein localization to centrosome
Cellular component (GO): centriolar satellite
Source: RefSeq, a predicted model, not a curated record